CCCACACAAAGGGAAGACUAAUCGCAGUGACAACAACGCGACCCUUUCCAGCUCAGCCGGGAUGAGACAGUGUUUGCCCUUCCUCCGCCCCACCACCGCCAAACCCUUCGCCUGAGACACCCCAAUCACCGCCGUCGCAUGAGAAACACUACAAAGCACGCCCUCAAAUCGACAAUGCUAUCACAUUUCUUCAUCGUCGACUCAUCGAUCUGAAAAAUGAUUGUUCAUUCAACUCUUUCGCCAUAGACGGACAGUAAGGUUUUUGCCAUUCCCGCUGGUGCGUUUUUUCCUGAGAAUCAUUAGGUUUGUCGAAGAAUACUUAUGGCGCUUUCUGUUUCGGACUUGCCCGCGAUAUACUCACUGCUCGCUAAUUCGUUGAGCGUCGACAUAAAUGUCCGCAAGCCGGCGGAGGAUUCACUCGCGCAGUUUGAGAGCAGGCCGGGCUUUUGCUCUUGCCUCAUGUUGCUUGUGACUUAUGCUUGUACUUGUGGCAGCUUCAAGCUCUUGAAUUCCUGUUCAGAAGUGAUAACGGCCAAAGAUUUGGCGGGGCAGACUGAUGUGAGAUUAAUGGCAUCGGUUUAUCUGAAGAACAGCAUCAAUCGGUACUGGAGGCACAGGCGUGAUUCAAUGGGAACAAGUAAUGAAGAGAAAGUGCAUUUGAGGCAAAAGUUGUUGUCACAUUUAAGAGAAGAAAAUUAUCAGAUAUCACUUACAUUGGCUGUUCUGAUCUCAAAGAUUGCUCGAUUUGACUACCCGAAGGAAUGGCCAGACUUGCUUUCUGUGUUAGCACAACAACUUCAGUCAGCCGAUAUAUUGACCUCUCAUAGAAUAUAUUUGAUUCUUUUCCGGAUUCUAAAGGAGUUGUCAACCAAACGUCUUGCCCCUGACCAGAGAACCUAUACUGAGAUAGCAUCUCAAUUCUUUGAUUACAGCUGGCACCUUUGGCAGAGUGAUGUGCAGAAUAUAUUGCACUAUUUUUCAGCAUUUGCUCAAAAUGCUUCAGAAUUGAAUCAUGAUGAUAUUUUCCUGACCUGUGAAAGAUGGUUACUAUGUUCAAAGAUAGUACGUCAACUGAUCAUUUCUGGUUUCCCUAGUGAUUCAAAGUCCAUGCAGGAAGUCGAACCUGUCAAGAAGGUUUGUCCUGUUAUGUUGAAUGCCGUCCAGUCAUUUCUUCCUUACUAUUCAUCGUUUCGAGAGACACACCCUAAAUUCUGGGAACUCCUGAAGAAAGCAUGCACUAAAUUAUUGAAGAUUUUAAUAGCAACUCAGAACAGGCAUCCUUAUUCAUUUGGUGACCAGAGCGUCCUUUGGAAUGUCGUUGACUUUUGCUUAAAUAAGAUAACAAAUCCUGAGCCAGAUAUAUUAUCCUUCGAGGAAUUCUUGAUCCAGUGUAUGUCAAUGUUGAAGUCUGUCCUAGAAUGUAAAGAAUACAAGCCAUCUUCUACUGGUCGUGUUAUGGGCGAAAACCAAGUUACACUUCAGGAGAUGAAGAAAAAUGUAACUAAUGCAGUUGCUGGUGUCUUAUCUUCUCUGCUGCCCAGUGAUCGUGUGGUUCUACUGUGUAAUAUAUUAAUAAAAAGUUAUAUUGGUUCAAUACCACUUCACUACCAGGUGAUUGAUGGGUUGAGUUUAACCAUGGGCAUUGCAGAAAUUGGAUCGCUUGAAUUGUAUGACCUCUUAGACGUGGGAUUAACAACAUUGUACUUUGUCCUAACUGCAAAAGAUGUGGAAGAAUGGUACCAGAAUCCCGAGUCUUUUCAUCAUGAGCAGGAUUCUGUUUUGUGGUCGGAAAGAUUGAGGCCAUGUGCUGAAGCAUUAUACAUCGUCUUGUUUGAGAAUCACAGCCAACUUCUAGGUCCAGUUGUCGUUUCAAUUCUUCAAGAAGCAAUGAAUAGCUGUCCUUCUGUUAGUGAAAUCAGCCCAGAAUUGCUUUUCAAAGAUGCUGCUUAUAGUGCCGCUGCAUACGUCACUUAUGAACUCUCAAAUUAUCUGAGCUUUAAAGACUGGUUCAAUGGCGCAUUAUCUGUUGAGCUCUCCAAUGAUCAUCCAAACAUGUUCCUCAUCCACAGGAAAGUUGCGUUGAUAUUGGGGCAAUGGGUUUCAGAGAUUAAAGAUGACACUAGACGACCAGUGUAUUGUGCUUUGAUAAAAUUACUUCAGGAGAAAGACUUGUGUGUUAAGUUGGCAGCAUCAAGGUCUCUUUAUUUCCAUAUCGAAGAUGCAAAUUUCUCAGAAAAGGAUUUCUCAGAUCUUCUUCCACUGUGCUGGGAUCUAUGUUUUAAAUUGGUGGAAGAAGUUCAAGAGUUUGAUUCGAAAGUUCAAGUGCUAAAUACAAUAUCGGGUCUCAUAGCACGCAUCAAUGAAGUUAUUCCUUAUGCAAACAAGUUGGUGCAAUUCUUCCAGAAGGCGUGGGAAGAAUCUUCAGGUGAAAGCCUUCUGCAGAUUCAGCUUCUCACAGCCCUAAAAAACUUUGUCGCAGCACUUGGUUAUCAGUCACCCAUCUGUUACAACCUCUUGAUGCCCAUCUUACGAAGUGUGCUAAAUGCAAAUAGCCCUGAUGAGCUUCUGGAAGACAGCAUGCAGCUAUGGGAAGUUACUCUUUCUCACGCCACCUCAAUUUCUCCUCCGCUGUUGGGUUAUUUCCCGUGUCUAGUGGAAAUCUUGGAAAGAAGUUUUAGUCACUUAAAGGUGGCUUCCAACAUUAUUGAAGGCUAUAUAGUUCUUGGCGGUGUUGAGUUCCUCAAUAUGCAUGCAACAACACUUGCCAAAGUUCUUGAUUUGGUUGUUGGUAAUGUCAACGACAGAGGGCUGCUUUCGAUUCUUCCUCUUGUCGAUGUUUUAAUUCAGUGUUUCCCCGCUGAAGUUCCCCAAUUAAUCAGCAGCAUUAUACAGAAAUUAAUUGUCAUAUGCCUGAGCGGCGGAGAUGAUCGCGAUCCUUGUAAGACUGCUGUAAAAACAUCUACUGCAGCCAUUCUUGCGAGAAUUUUGGUCAUGAAUACCAAUUAUCUUGCACAACUGACAACUGAACCAUCACUAUUAGCAUAUCUCCAGACAGCUGGAUUCUCAAAUGAGGAAAACAUUCUUCUAUGCCUGGUUGAUGUAUGGCUUGACAAGGUCGACAAUGUCAUGUCCACACAAAGAAAGAUAUUUGCUUUGGCCCUCUCCAUAAUUUUAACAUUGAGGAUGCAUCAAGUACUUGAUAAACUUGAUCAGAUUCUAAGUGUAUGCACAAGUGUAAUAUUGGGUGCAAGUGAGGAUCUGACUGAAGAAGAAUCAAGUAGCGACAGUAUGCACUCUAGCCAGCCGGUACCGGGCAAAGAGUUCAGGAAGAGACAGAUCAAGCUCUGUGACCCGAUAAACCAAAUCUCAUUGGAAAAUUCACUUAGGGACAAUCUGCAGACUUGUGCAGCACUCCAUGGAGAAUUGUUCAACACUGCCAUGUCCAAAAUGCAUCCUUCUGCAUUUGCUCAACUGAAACUAGCGUUACACAUGCCAUAAGGCUACAUAUUGCUCGCCAAACUUCCAAUUGGAAAUACGUUUUUUUUGUGUUCUGAGGGUACCUCUUAAAUUUCCCGUGAACCUUUGAGAAAUGAAGAUUCGUUGGUUUUGUGAGACAUGCACUACACGAGAUUCUUUUGUUGGUUUACUUCUUAUUUGAUAUCCGAGGCGCCACUCUCUGUUCCUUGGUUUUUUGGUAAUUUUUGUCGAGCAUUUCCAUUACCACCACACUGUAAAUAGUGUGAACCUUUCAUGUCAUAGUUUUAUUGGGCAUGAGGGGUGAGUUUGAGGCUUACCUCUGAACAAAACUUUGGGAAAUUGAUGUUAUUGUGUUACUUUGAAAAAAACAUGACCUAAGGAAGGGUUUGGGUAUUGGAAUCUUAGUUGCAUUGUAAUUUAUGAGAAAAGUUAGCCUUGUAAUUUUGAGGUUGCCUGUGAUUUUGCUUUUCGUAUGCAAUAUACAGAACAAACGAGGCAGCAAAUGUUCAAAUCCUGAGUCACCUGUGUUUUUUUUACUUAAAUGUUGCGAUGAAAUGUUCUAUUCUGAGUCACAUGUAUUUUCUUCGGUUCAAACUUACUUGCAAUUAUUGCAAUUUUUAUCGAACAGAACCGAACUGAGAUUAAGGUUUUUGAGCUCGAGGUCAACUAAUUUUCGAAUGUGUUCGUUUGUUUAAUAUUCGAACAAAAAAUUUCGUUUGUUAUUUGGUUCGACAAGUUCAAGUUCGUGUUCGUUUGUUUAUAUAGUUAAACUUUUUUGUGAACUGUUCGUGAUCGUGUUUGUUGACUUUUUUUUUUUUUAUUGCUAUGCC
Striga asiatica is the source of this 4307-nucleotide messenger RNA. Lineage: Eukaryota; Viridiplantae; Streptophyta; Magnoliopsida; Lamiales; Orobanchaceae. The record is from the annotation of a GenBank genome assembly.